ACAAUACGUACCUCCAAUAGGUACUGUGGUGAUCUUUUAGUGUUCAUUAUAUUUCAAAAAUAUUAUCCAGCCAACAAGAUUAGGUAAUCAAACCAACAAGUUUGAGCUAGAACUUUUCUAACAGGCAGCCAGAAUUAAUAUAGACAAAUACUGUGGAAGCAAGUGAAACCAAAGUGCCAGGAGCACUUUGAGUUGAAGUCCUAAAUAUUAGAGGCUUUUAAUGGGAUUUUAACUUGAGAAUGCGUUUGGAAAUACCUACGUUGACAAGGUGCUGUGGCUGCUGCCCCUUACGCCGGGGCAUCAUUAUUCUGGGAUAUUUGUCUUUGGCUGUUGCGGUGUUUUUUAUGUGGAUAGAACUUCAGUUCGCGCACAGCUGGUCGGAGUUCACUGUAAGCGUGUUCAGGGGAGCAAGCUUUUGUGCCGAAACAUGGCUUCCCGUUCUGAUGUAUUGCACUGAGAUAGCGUUCAUCGUGCUAUUGCUAGUUGGAGCUCAUAUGAAAAAGCCCGGGCCAAUGCUAGUGUUCUACUACUACGGAGUGACUACUACAGCGGCCGCGCCUGUGAUAUUUAUUUGGACGUUGGCCACUCGAGCCCCAGAAACAUACCACCUCGAAUACUUCUACUAUUUCAUGCAGAUGGUAGAUUUAAGCAUUGUAUUUAUUGGAGUAGUAACACAAGUAUACCUGCUACUACUGAUCCGAAGCGAGCUGCGGAAGCCCCAGGAGUCGCUUUGCUUCGUGAACCAUCUGUCUGAAGUCUGCGUGCAGCAGCCUACAAUCAACAAUAUUAGUUCUUUAUGAACCGCGUCGAAUACUACUCGAAGUUGAGUCAUUUGAGUUGGUGAUUUUGGUGUGUUCAAUCAAACUACUUAUGUAUAGAAAGAUGCAAAACAAAG
This is a messenger RNA of Leguminivora glycinivorella, 895 nucleotides long. RefSeq lists its product as uncharacterized. Lineage: Eukaryota; Metazoa; Arthropoda; Insecta; Lepidoptera; Tortricidae. The transcript has 4 exons. The record is from RefSeq and is a predicted model, not a curated record. The coding region runs from base 240 to 800 and encodes 186 amino acids.